Somion occarium is the source of this 1446-nucleotide messenger RNA. NCBI's taxonomy places the organism in Eukaryota, Fungi, Basidiomycota, Agaricomycetes, Polyporales, Cerrenaceae. The record is from the annotation of a GenBank genome assembly.
GCGUUAUCAAGAGUGAUCUGCCUGACUUACUAGAGUGGGCGCUCGUCCGCAUUAGGAAGACUUGGUUCGUGUUCCAUUCUGAACCAACUCAGGUUUCCUUUGCACCUUCACCUUCAUUGCUUCAAUAACAGCAUCGGGAAUGUCCCUACCUAGCAAUCGACAAACCUAGAUUUAAUGUGCUAUAUGCUUAAGACCACGAUCAUUACCUGCUUUCUUCUAAUGUCUACUUGUCACCUCACAAUGGUCCUGGCGGGACCUAAUUCUAAUCAAACACAUACCUGCUCGCCGGGUCGAACUGUUAGGUCACCCGAGUGCUGCAAAUGGUUUCAUAUAUUGGACGACAUCCAAGCGAACCUUCUCGAAAAUGAAUGUGGUCCAGAGUCCCAUGAGUCAUUACGCAUCAUAUUCCAUGACGCUAUUGGAUUCUCAAAAACAGGGCUAUUCAAUGGAAGCUUUGCCGGGGGCGGUGCAGUAAUAACCGUUGUAGAUGGUUCGAUAAUGAUAAACGCCGAUGUCGAGUUGAACUAUAAGGAAAACGCUGGCCUGGACGAGAUGAUUUAUGAACAACGGGACUUCGCAGUCAAGCAUAGUGUAUCUUUUGGAGACUUCAUCCACUUCGCAGGCGCAGUAGGUGUAUCCAAUUGCAUGGGCGGCCCAAGGCUACAGUUUCUCGCGGGCCGGGCAAAUAUUUCUCGACCAGCUCCGGAUUACAUGAUCCCUGCUCCUUUCCAUUCAGCAGACCAGAUCUUCGCUCGUAUGGAGGAUGCUGGGUUCUCCCCGGAGGAAGUGGCCCAACUCAUGGCGGCCCAUAGUGUUGGAGCUCAACACCUCAUCGAUCCUACUGUGAACAACGCACCUCUUGAUUCAACACCGGAAGACUUCGACGCACAAUUCUUUGUCGAGACAUUACUUGAAGGUACUGAACCUGUAGGUAACGGCACUGCCCUUGGUGAACGCAGUUCGCCUAUACCUGGCGAGUUCCGAUUGCAAUCCGAUAUUGUCCUGGCCAGAGAUAUAAGAUCUGCUUGCGAAUGGCAAUCGUUCAUCACUGAUCAAGAUGCCAUGAUUGAGAAGUUCCAGCGUGUUAUGGCGAAACUUUCAACACUUGGUCAAGAUACGGACAAACUUACCGAUUGCUCAGAGGUCAUUCCCGUACCAAGCAGAGUAAAUCGUCUCGCGACGCUACCACCAGGAAAGUCAAGAGGUGAUGUCCAAGCAGCAUGCUCGGCUACUCCAUUUCCAGCCAUCCCCACUACACCCGGUCCAGUUACAUCGCUACCCCCAGUACGGCAUAAGUAUCCACAUCACUAAUAACAUUGCCAAACGCACCUAUAUUGUAUUUUCAACUCGUCAUAUUGUACAAGCAACAAAAGCGUCCUUCAGUAUGAUACAAUGUUGUAGGGGUAUCAUCACCUCGUAAUCAUGAUCAACUCUCUCUCAAGCAGC